UGACGAGGAGACACUUUGAGAUCCGAUGAUCAAGAGCGAGGCGCACGAGGGAGUUUGGUAUGGGAUCGAUGCGAAGGAGCGAGAACGCAUCCUGUCCCUGGCGCCAAUAUGGGCAGGCUGGAUUGGUGCACAGCUCGACAAGACGAGUUUACGAUGUUGGGGCUUCGAAAAGGACAUGAGUAGAUGGCAAGCAACCUGUGAAGUGAUCGUAUGACAAAUGUACGACAUCUUGUAAUACAUCAGUACGGUGGCGAAGACGCAGUCGUUACUCACGGGUGUCGGCAGCUGAUCGACUGGACAUGGCGACAAGCCGAGAAAGAAGGCGCCGAGCUCAUCUUAGACUCCAAGGUGACGCAGAUUGCGCGGCAGAACGACGACGAUGACAGUCCCUUUGCCGUUCAAGCUGUCUCAUUGCAAGGCGACCAGAUGAAAUUCCACAGCGACUUUGUCAUCUGCAGCCUUCCACUGGGUGUCCUUCAAAAAGAAGCGCCAGCAUUCAAACCACCACUACCGCUUCGAAAACAAGGAGCCAUCGAGCGCCUUGGAUUUGGCCUGCUCAACAAAAUUGUCCUUACGUACUCUUCGCCAUGGUGGAGAUAAGACAUCAGCAACCCACAAGCAGAUGGCUGGUAUUUUGACCUGCCGUCGCCGGCUCUCUCGCCUUCCUCCUCUCCCCCCGCUUCAA
This is a messenger RNA of Tilletiaria anomala UBC 951, 685 nucleotides long. RefSeq lists its product as uncharacterized. The transcript has a single exon. Lineage: Eukaryota; Fungi; Basidiomycota; Exobasidiomycetes; Georgefischeriales; Tilletiariaceae. The record is from RefSeq and is a predicted model, not a curated record. Bases 211 to 600 code for a protein of 129 amino acids. Gene Ontology annotation, molecular function: oxidoreductase activity.